Molecule: messenger RNA, 1220 nt
Organism: Capsella rubella
Lineage: Eukaryota; Viridiplantae; Streptophyta; Magnoliopsida; Brassicales; Brassicaceae
Product: putative clathrin assembly protein At1g14686
Exons: 1
Coding region: 102-1133 (343 amino acids)
Biological process (GO): clathrin coat assembly; vesicle budding from membrane; clathrin-dependent endocytosis
Cellular component (GO): clathrin-coated pit; clathrin-coated vesicle
Molecular function (GO): phosphatidylinositol-4,5-bisphosphate binding; 1-phosphatidylinositol binding; SNARE binding
Source: RefSeq, a predicted model, not a curated record
CUAUUCUUAUCUAAUUAGUUGUUAAAACCAGCAAAUCAUUGACAUUAUAAGGAACUUCGAAGAAAAUUAAUUAUAAACAAAAUUAAAAACCAAAACGGGAGAUGAAGUUAUGGAAAUGCGCCGCCGCAGUUAUCAAAGACGGACCUAGCCUCAUCGCGGCGGACGACAUUCUCACACAAGCCGUGGUGAAAGCUACGAGCCACGGCGAGCUCUCCAUCGACACAGAGAGCGCCCAGUUCAUCUACCGUCACGUCCUCGCAAGCCCGUCGAGCCUCAAGCCUCUGAUAAGCGCAAUCUCGUCUCGCGUGAAACGCACACGAAGCUGGGCGGUUGCGUUAAAAGGCUUAAUGCUGAUGCAUGGCUUCUUCCUCUGUAAGACCACCGUCGCCGAAUCUAUCGGACGGUUACCGUUCGAUCUUUCGAGUUUCGGCCAAGGUAAUUCACGGAUUAUGAGCAAAACCGGUGGGUUUAGUCUCUUUGUACGCACUUAUUUCGCGUUUCUUGAUCGGAGAUCGAUUCUGUUCCACGAUGGGAACCGUCAUCGGUACGAUGAAGAGUCUUCGGUUAUGAUUCGUCUUGCGAUCAUACAUAAGAUGCAAGCUAUCGUUGAUUCUUUGAUUAGGAUCAAACCAAUUGGUGAGAACAUGCAUAUACCUUUGAUCGUUGAAGCUAUGGAGAAUGUGAUUACUGAGAUUUUGGAGAUUUAUGGUUGGAUUUGUCGUCGGAUCGCUGAAGUUUUACCUAACGUGCAUUCCAAGGUUGGGAAAACAGAGGCGGAUAUUGCGUUGAAGAUCGUUGCUAAAUCUGUGGUUCAAAGUAAAGAGCUUGUUAAGUAUUUUGAGUUCUGUAGAGAUUUGGGAGUCUCUAAUGCUCAAGAGAUACCUGAUUUCGUAUCAAUACCUGAAUCGGACGUGUUACUUCUCGAUGAACUUGUACGGACGCAGGUGAAAGAAGAUCAACGAGAAGCGACGGAGACAGAUUCGUGUGAGGAAGGUGCUGCGGAGAUUGAAGAAGAAAGAGAGACCAAUGGUGUUAUGCUUCUUUCUGAUCUGAUAACACUUGAACAGAAUGAAGAAGCACCUGUUUCUCCUCCUCCCAAAGCUAUUGAUAUUCCUGACUUAAUUAGCUUUUAAUUAUGUUUAUGUUCUGUAUUAAUUUGGAUUUCUGUUUAUAUGAUUCACAGUUCGUAUAAAAUUUGGCGCUAAAUUGCGUUACUAGUU